AUCAGUGCCAUUGAUGCACACAUAUAACGUUGCGAGGCCAUCUACAACCGGUGCAAAAUGUUCCACAGCAGCGUUAUCCCCGCAAGAACCUUACCGUCAUCCCAAUAUCCGUAAUAGUUCGCUGAAUGGUCGGGCCAGCACCAUUUUUGAACCGAGACCUUCCGCGGUGUACGCCGAUUUGGCGCUGCAAGUCCCACCCGACAAUCCGACAGACGGCAACUCUUCACUAGCGAAGAGUCUUACACAUCCUCCUCAAUCUGGUAUUGAUACUCCGAUUGAGCCAGAGCCGGUCAAUAGCUUCUUGAACAAAGUAUACGAAUCGGACAUCAGCUCGUGCUCUACGGCGUACGAAUCCGUCGUCGAAUUCCUGGAUCCUGGUGAUGGAGUGCCAUCUAAGCAGAAAACUAACAGGUCAGUAUCAAAACGUUUCUACCUUGCUCGUUUUUUAUGA
Molecule: messenger RNA, 451 nt
Organism: Dicrocoelium dendriticum
Lineage: Eukaryota; Metazoa; Platyhelminthes; Trematoda; Plagiorchiida; Dicrocoeliidae
Source: the annotation of a GenBank genome assembly